Messenger RNA from Passer domesticus (house sparrow), 1803 nucleotides. It is a transcript of the gene TMEM100, whose product is annotated as transmembrane protein 100. Bases 639 to 1043 code for a protein of 134 amino acids. Gene Ontology annotation, cellular component: plasma membrane. Gene Ontology annotation, biological process: cellular response to BMP stimulus. The record is from RefSeq and is a predicted model, not a curated record. NCBI's taxonomy places the organism in Eukaryota, Metazoa, Chordata, Aves, Passeriformes, Passeridae. The transcript has 3 exons.
UAUAUUACUUAGGUUUUCUUAUAGUGGGAGAGAUCUAGCAGUUUUUUUAGUGGUAAGUGUGUUGUCACAGUCAGUUCACAGCUAGGAAAUCUGAGGAGCAGGGAGAUGGAGUGAUUUGCUCAAAGAAACUUGACUCAUGGAAGAGACAAACUCCCAUGUAUUCUGAAUCAUUAUUCACACAGGUGAAGUGAGCAAUAGAAAUUAGGUUAAAUAAGAUUUUUAUCUAUUAUUAUCAUCUGUUUAUUCUUGUGUAUUGCCUUUUCCUGUCUGGCUCUUUUUGGGGGACUUGACUGGGUUAAUGUACUCACUGCUGGGAUGUCACAUCAUCAAAGGAAAAUGUUACACUGGGCCAGAAAUGGGUGGCUGCUUCCAAGAAAAGAGGCAGAAGCCACUAGGAGGGCAGGAGGGAGAACAUCUCCUGCUUUGGUCAGGAAACUUCCAUGCUAGAAUAUUGUCACCUCCAGUUCAUCAUUCAGCAAUAUCUGAUGCUUCAAAGACUUGAGCAGCUCUUUCUGCCUUGAAUUGCCACAUAAGACAUCUUCAGCACUCUUUUACCAUGGAUUUCUCCUGGAUCUGUGCAGCACGAGCUCAGCAGAGCCUGCUCUAGCCUAAGAACGGGCCAAGUCAAAACAACCAAGAUGACGAACGAACCCAUCAAAGAGAUCCUGGGCACCCCAAAGCACCCCGAUUCUGUACCCCCAGAGAAGAGUAACAACAAUGACUGUGUGAUAACCACCAUUCCUCUGGUCAGUGAGUGCCAGCUGACGGCAGCCACGGGGGGAGCAGAGCUCUCCUGCUACCGCUGCACCAUUCCCUUCGGCGUGGUCAUCCUGAUCGCCGGCGUCGUGGUCACUGCCGUGGCGUACAUCUUCAACUCCCAUGGAUCCAUCAUCUCUGUCUUCGGGCUGGUCCUCUUGUCCUCGGGACUCGUUCUGCUGGCUUCCAGCGCCGUGUGCUGGAAGAUCAGGCAGCACAAGAAGAAAGCAAAGAGGCGGGAGAGCCAGACAGCGCUCGUGGCGAACCAGCGAACCUUGUUCGGUUAAAGGCAGCCAAGAGAAGGCUGGACAGAAGGCAGAACCUUUGUAAGUCAACUUGCCUAUUUAUCAGUAGGAAAGAUUGCAGGUUUUAAUUUAACUGUGGAAACAAACUGAAAUGAAAAUGGAAGGGAUUAAGAAAUACUUGUAGCAACUCUGCAAGUGCUCUCAAUAUAUUUCGUACUGCAGACUUGGUAGUGAUUCUUUCCAAGACAGAGGAAAACCCAUUUUUCCUUCACAGAAAACUGUGUCACAUAACUGCAACCAUCCUAACUGUGUUCUCCAACAUGCUGAUCGUGUUGGAAAGGGAAUGUGUGGGAACUGAGAAAAUAAUUUGAAUUGACUUGAAAUGCCAGAGGUCUCCUUAAAACACUGACAUUUGACCAAGGGAGAAGUCAUAGCAUUUGAAGUGACUACAAGCUUAUGGCCAGAGUAUCUGGGACUUAAACUGUAGCUAAAAAAAAAUAAAUUUAAAAAAAGCAAUAAGAACACAUUGAAAAUUUCUCAAUAAGCUGAUUUUUAUAUUUUAUGUAACUUACCCCUCCCAAUACUUGUGGUACUUUCCCCCUUUUUUAAACUAACUAAUAUUGAUUUUGUUUCACUAUUGAAUAGAAAUCAGUAGAAAUGUGUAAUGAUGUUGUUUAACCUAAAUAACAAGGUAUGAUCAUAGCUUAAAACAUGAGACUUUUUUGUAAAUUAAAGUGGUCAGGUUUAGCACUUUUGAUUAUUUUGCUAUAAAAUAAAAAAAUAAAUUUCAUUAAAAUAAUAA